Caenorhabditis bovis is the source of this 738-nucleotide messenger RNA. NCBI's taxonomy places the organism in Eukaryota, Metazoa, Nematoda, Chromadorea, Rhabditida, Rhabditidae. The record is from the annotation of a GenBank genome assembly.
AUGCGCAAACUCGUAUCCUUUGCUAUUAUUUCUGUCCUUCUCGUCUUUGGUCUUGAGACAAACUACAGUAAUACGCUGAUCACACGAGGGAAGCGACAACUUUACCUUUGUGGAGUUUCUCCGUUUCAAUUCUAUUCACCGCAACCCUGUCCGUCAGCUCAAACAUGUCCAAAUGGUGGGAUUUUGAUGAACGUUGCAUGCCAGGCUGCUUAUCAAUGUACUCCUUAUUACAGUGGCACAUCGACAUGUUUAAACGGAAAUUGCUGUACAGUACCCUCUUCCGGACAACCAAUUCCAGUGCCAGUUCCGAAUAAUGACAACAUAAAUAAUAAUAAUGCCAACUUUGGAACUUGUCCAUCUGGCCAAUUGUCCGAAGUGAGAUGCAGUGGGCGGAGCCAAUGUGCAUCCGGACAGACUUGCAUCGGCGGAUUAUGCUGCACGAUAACAGGAAACGAAUGGAACGUGGCUUGUGGGGGUGCGACGGCACUAGCUGCGUGCGGUACUGGAGGAUUCUGCGCUGUCGGAAGCGUGUGCACGUCGAGCAAUUAUUGUUGCGAAUGUCCUGUUGGACAGUCUUACGGAACAUGUGCCAAUGGUGUGUGCCCUACCGGCUACACUUGUUCAGCGAAUCGCCAGUGUUGCCCGUCAUGCCCGAAUAAUGUGAUGCCGUUCGGAUUCUGCUCGAACGGCCGAUGUGGUGGAGGUAAACAGUGCUACCCUGGCAAUAUCUGCUGUUAA